Molecule: messenger RNA, 309 nt
Organism: Rodentolepis nana
Lineage: Eukaryota; Metazoa; Platyhelminthes; Cestoda; Cyclophyllidea; Hymenolepididae
Source: the annotation of a GenBank genome assembly
AUGCGAAACUUUGAAAUAUCAGGUGACGAUAAACUCUCCCGUAGUAUAAAUGACAACUCCUGGUUAUUCAAACUUGUAAAUGCUAGUAUUCAAACAAUGUGGCCGCUGAUACUUUUUAUUAUAUUGAUAUUGAUAGGAUUAGCACUAUCUUAUGAUGAUUUCAUCGCCACACCCAGCGUAUUGGCUAAGAUACGCAGAUUCCGUGUUAAACCCGUGACACCAGAUGAGAUGGAUCCCCGGCACCUUGCAAAUGCCAGGAGACAAAAGGCCAAAGAGGUUUUGCGAUGGGAAGAUAUUGAAGUUGACUAG